Molecule: messenger RNA, 2186 nt
Organism: Micropterus dolomieu (smallmouth bass)
Lineage: Eukaryota; Metazoa; Chordata; Actinopteri; Centrarchiformes; Centrarchidae
Exons: 4
Coding region: 109-378 (89 amino acids)
Source: RefSeq, a predicted model, not a curated record
GAUCAGUGAGAUCAGUGUCUACCACAGUAGCUUGGGGUUGUCAGGCAUCGGCACCUGCCACCUGCUGACAAAUACAGUCUUAUAACAUCCAGAGUCUGUGGGCACAUCAUGGGAAACUGCACUUCAGGGACAAAGAAGAAAAAGAAAGGGGACUCUACACCAGACCGUAAUAGCAGCUUAGAUAAUAAGCCUAACGAGGAUGUAACGUAUGCCUCUAUUGACCACGGCCCUGGCAAAGGAUCAAGAACAACUAGAGCUACUACUGACGAUGAUUGUGACUAUGCAACAGUUAACGUCCCAGCAGCGCUUCAACCUAAAACCGAGUCUGAGUGCUCGUCUAAAGAAGAAUGUGAUGACGAUUAUGUACUCAUGGGUUAAAUAGAAACAAGAAGAAAAGCUCAUUCAGUCUAUUGCAAGAUGCAGGACUUACAGAUAACCUUCAUUCUAAUAUUUUGUAACGGCAUUUAAGAAUUUGUUUGCAGUUGGACUGCGACAUUUCCAGUUUAACUCUUAAACUCUUCAAUCAAGAAACGGUGACAAAAUGAACUCAACAGCAGCUGGUUGUGAAAAAGCCAAGCCCCAAGAUGUUUUUUUCUCUACUUUGAGGUAAAUUCAAGCCUGAACACAACUGUAGUGUUCUUUCCUCAAGAGGACAAAAAUGCGUCGCAUUUGACCUCUUCACAGAAGAAACUCAACCUCAGGAGGAGAAUCUGUAGCUCUUUAGUCUAAUAUGCCUGGAUUUCUAAAACAUCGUGACAUUAGCACAUUAUUUGGAAUAAGUAAGUCAAAGGAAACUAGACUUGGUGUUUGGCUUGGGGAGUUUUUGCCAAUCACACAAAAGGAAUGGACAGUUCUGAACAUCUUCAGGAACAGCCACGGCUCCAAAAUACUGCAAAUCCAGCAGCUUCUGAUACACACUAUGUCACACCAUGACCUAAAUGACAGAUUCCACUAUGUGUCAAACAUUUAUGUGAUUAUAGCAUCUUCUGCAAACUUCUGACAGCAUACAUUUUGUUUUUAUUUGUAAAUAUUGGUGAACAUGAUGCAGUGAUGAUACGUGUAUAUACUAAAAAUAAAUUCCUAAAAUGUUGGCAUUAGCAGAUUCUUAGCAGGUUUUUAGUGUGUAGUGUGUUCACACUGGAAAAGUGGCAAAAUAAAGUGUACUCAAAGCAGACAGAAUGCAUACUAAAUCUAUACUAAAUGUCCUUUUCUGAGUGUGCUGUUGAUGGAUACUAUUCUCCCAUAAUACAAAGCACAGAAGAAAUGGAAUUUAAAACUUAAUAAAAAAAACAUUUUUGCUUUCUCUUUGUGAAGCUGAAUUGGCUAAAUAGUUUUCUAAAAUCACAGUUUAAUUGGCAUUCAGCCCUGCACGUAUUGUGUUAUUUCUUGUUAGCAUAAAAUGGUGAAGUAUUUUUUUUGUAUACUGACUGAACAGUAUACUAUAAUAACUAAUACGUAAUACAUAAUAUAUAGAAUUAGUAUGUGGAAUGAAUUUUGGACAUAGCUUUGGUGUUCAGACAUGAGGAAUAUUUGCACAUCAUGCAAGAGUAUGUUCAGUUCAGAACAUCUCCAACAGUAACAUCUUCAAAACACCAAACCCAGUAGCUUCUGACAAACUACAUGAUCUGAUUGACUGAGAAUCUUAAUGUGUCAAUUUUUUCAAUUAUUUUGAUGGCAUCCAUUUUUGUUAUAAAGACAAAAGUUUUGUCUUAAGUCUGUAACUUUCAGCUUUCAACAGGUGUGUGUGCUGCAAAAGUGGUCAAACUUUUUUUACCAUGACAGCAAAAGAACAGCUCUGUUACCGUCUAACAGAAAGUUGACAGUGAAGUGACUUCGUAGUCAGGUUGGCUAAUUUGAGUACAUCUGCUGUCAUUCUAAGUUAGAUCUUUAUCUCUAGUCUGUUUUGGUUGAAACAGACGCAACGCCUUUCUCCACCUUAAAAACCAAAGAAUGUCAUGUUUAUAUAAUUGUGUCCACAAUAUACCUUAAUCUGCUUUUCAGUUUGUGCUCAUUUUGCAACAUAGUGCCCCUGAGAACUGCUGCACACCACCCUAAAAUACUACAAAUAGGCUUGAGAAUGUAUAUUUUUUACGUUUUGUAUGUAGGAAACAUUUUUGUCUGCCUUUAUCUACCUUUAGGUUUAUUUAUACGUUUGACUAGAUGCGUAUGAGUUGCCUUUGAUUCAU